This is a messenger RNA of Alexandromys fortis (reed vole), 1320 nucleotides long. It is a transcript of the gene CUNH6orf120, whose product is annotated as chromosome unknown C6orf120 homolog. NCBI's taxonomy places the organism in Eukaryota, Metazoa, Chordata, Mammalia, Rodentia, Cricetidae. The coding region runs from base 11 to 568 and encodes 185 amino acids. The transcript has a single exon. The record is from RefSeq and is a predicted model, not a curated record.
UGUCUCGGCGAUGGCUACUCCCUGGAGGUGCGCCCUGUUGAUGAUCCUGGCGUCCCAGGUGGUGACCCUGGUAAAAUGCUUGGAAGAGGACGACGUCCCGGAGGAGUGGCUCCUUCUGCACGUGGUCCAAGGCCAGAUAGGAGCCGGGAAUUACAGCUACUUGCGGUUGAACCACGAGGGUAAAAUUAUUCUCAGGAUGCAGAGCCUCAGAGGGGAUGCGGACCUGUACGUGUCCGACACCACUCUGCACCCAAGCUUUGAUGACUAUGAGCUGCAGUCGGUCACUUGCGGCCAGGAUGUGGUCUCUAUACCGGCGCACUUCCAGCGCCCGGUGGGGAUAGGAAUUUAUGGACACCCCUCACACCAUGAAAGCGACUUUGAGAUGAGGGUGUACUCUGACAGAACUGUGGAUCAGUACCCAUUUGGAGAGGCUGCCUAUUCUGCUGACCCCACAGGAGCCAGUCAGAACCAAGCUUAUGCUCCAGAGGAGGCAGCCCAAGAGGAGGAAUCGGUCCUCUGGACGAUAUUGAUUAGCAUUUUGAAAUUGGUGCUGGAAAUUCUCUUCUGAACCUUUAUUUGCACGGAUCGACUGGUUUGCCGCGGACCUUGUUACUUGACCUGGUGAAAUUCUGGUUACUUUUUCUAGACUAGGAUGGAAAAAUAAAGCCAUACAGUUUUGUUACCUCAGUUUACUCCCCAAGCAGGAAAAGCAGCAAGCACAAUAUUUUAUAGAUUAAAAUUUCUACAAAAGGAGUCUGCUCAAUAAAAUGUUUAAAUACAUUUUGGUUAGUCAGGUGAGUAAAAUGAUCCCUGCAGUAACAGGCUGUAUAAAUCAGAUUAAACUUUUGUGCUAGUGCAGAUGAAAUUAAAAGGCUGUAGAAUUUAUUCUCUAGACAUUCUAAAUGAAGUCCAGCACUUGGAGCUUUAAUGAGGUCCUAAAGCCAGGUCGGGAAUGCGAUGACAGCCUCUGUGCACAGGAGGGACAGGGUACCUGAUACUCAAGGCCUCUGCAGACUGUUGCUGUGCCAGCUGAUGGCCGUCCCGGAUCCAGUUGGACCAGGUCCUGGGCUGACAGGAGUAACCCUGAUACUGCCUACGCAGGCCAGGACAGUCAUAGCAAACGGUAACUUUGACUCAAGAAGGAUUUCAAAUUAAGUUGAUACAUUUUUCAGGAUUUCAAAUUAAGUUGAUACAUUUUUCUGCUGAUCUCCGGAAAAAGACAGCACAAAAGAGAUUAAAAUCUGGGGAAAUGAGCCAUUUCUCUUGACUUUCUUUCAAGGGUAGGAGUUGCUAAUGAUGAAAUAAAUCAACUUGAAGAUG